Messenger RNA from Diversispora eburnea, 243 nucleotides. Lineage: Eukaryota; Fungi; Glomeromycota; Glomeromycetes; Diversisporales; Diversisporaceae. The record is from the annotation of a GenBank genome assembly.
AUGAUUUUAAAUGUUGAAAAAAUACCAUAUUCAUAUACUGGUGUUGAAAUCGCUCAUCAUGUUUCAGAAGUUUUUGAUGACUGGAAUUUGGAAGAUAAAAUAAUAAUUAUAGUUACAGAUAAUGGAAGUAAUGUUAAAUCUGUAGUAACAAGAUUGGAAAAAGAUUGGAUCCCAUGUACUGCUUAUACAUUACAAUUAUCAGUUACUAAAGGAUUGAAAAUAAUUAAUUCUCUAAUAACAAAA